AUGACGUUGAAUAUCCCAUCCAGCCAGACAAUCAUCAGGCAGCAUGAUGACGGUAUUCUCAAAGUGACGCCUGGUUCGCCAAUCCCGGAAAUCGAGGGCCAUCAUGUCCUCGUACGCACCCAUGCAGUGGGCCUAUGCCCUUGCGACUUCAAGAUGCCAUUGCGGUUUCCCACGUCUGGCCUCUGGAACGGAUGCGACUUCUCAGGAACUGUUGCGGCGGUCGGCUCUGAUGUUACGCGAUUUCAGGUCGGCGACACUGUCUUUGGUGCCGUGCAUGCCUCGAACCAGGCCGACCCGCAGUCUGGAUCCUACGCCGAAUAUCUGAAGGCUGAGGCAGACUACAUUUUCAAGACGCCGCCUGGUAUUGACCACAUGAAGGCGACGGCGAUGUACGGUACCGGUAUUGCGACUAUUGCCAUGGCCUUAUACUCGCUCAAGAUUGCUGGCGAUCUGAGCGCGCCCGCCGAGGGCAAAGCCUCCGAGACGGUUCUCGUCUUUGGCGGCAGCAGCACUGUCGGGAUGAUGGCAAUCCAAUUAUUGAAGCUUCUCGGCCAUCGUGUCAUCUCUACUAGCUCGGAGAAGAACAUGGAAUUGGUCAAGUCUUACGGCGCCGAGGAGGUUUUCGACUACAGGUCACCCACAUGCGGUGCCGACAUCAAGAAGUACACCAAGAAUUCCCUUCGGAAUGUAAUUGAUCCGUUUGGAGAAGUCAAGACAAUGUCAAUUUGCUAUGAGGCUAUUGGCCGUGCUGGGGGCAAGUAUUGUGCCCUGGAACAAUACCAAGAGGCCCUGGCAACUCGCCGCACGGUCAAACCGUUCCUGAUCAUGGGUUCCUCCAUUGCUGGCCGUGGUCUGGUGCUGCCAGAUCCAUAUGGAAGCCCGCCCGACCCUGAGUUGGGCGCCUGGUCGCUAAAUUUCUACAAGGACUUGCAGGUCCUUGUAGAUGAGGGGAAAUUGAAGGAAUGCCCCCAAGAGAUUCUCCCCGGUAAAUUCGAUGCGAUUCUGCCAGGCCUGGAUCGGUUGAAGAAUAAGCAGGUCUCGGGGAAGAAGUUGAUUGUACCGUUAGUUUAG
Penicillium expansum is the source of this 1071-nucleotide messenger RNA. RefSeq names its product zinc-binding alcohol dehydrogenase family protein. NCBI's taxonomy places the organism in Eukaryota, Fungi, Ascomycota, Eurotiomycetes, Eurotiales, Aspergillaceae. The transcript has 2 exons. Bases 1 to 1071 code for a protein of 356 amino acids. The record is from RefSeq and is a predicted model, not a curated record. Gene Ontology annotation, molecular function: oxidoreductase activity, acting on NAD(P)H.